Messenger RNA from Phialemonium atrogriseum, 2072 nucleotides. RefSeq names its product RNA polymerase II transcription factor B subunit 2-like protein. Gene Ontology annotation, molecular function: double-stranded DNA binding; ATPase activator activity. Gene Ontology annotation, biological process: nucleotide-excision repair. Lineage: Eukaryota; Fungi; Ascomycota; Sordariomycetes; Cephalothecales; Cephalothecaceae. The transcript has 2 exons. Bases 147 to 1685 code for a protein of 512 amino acids. Gene Ontology annotation, cellular component: transcription factor TFIIH core complex; transcription factor TFIIH holo complex. The record is from RefSeq and is a predicted model, not a curated record.
AGAGUUCCGACUUCAGACUCCAUCGUAAAAGCUUCAACGUCCAAUCCACUGCGCCGUCUUUCAACGAGGACAACCUCCUCCCUGAAAAGCUACACUCCCGUAUAAUAUGAGAUAGCACGCCCGGCGGCUGCUGACAGCUAUUCGAGAUGUCGGUCGGCACACAAUCCUACCAGCUCUCCGACUACCUGGAGAAGCUGCCCGGUACGACGUUUAGGAGGCUGUACCAGCAGCCCUCGACGGCAUUUGCCAUCUUCCGGCGCAUGCUACCUCAGUUAGCCAAAACCUUCGUCAUGGCCCUCCUCUACAUGCCGCACCCGAUGCUCCUCUCGGAACUCGACAUCUGGGUGAAGAGCGAGGCCAAGCAGCAACGAGACCGCGCCCUCUCCAUCCUACGAUCCCUGCACAUCGUGCAGAUCACCCCACCGGGUAAGGACAAGCCGCAGGAGAUGUCCCUGACGACCAACUUCAAGAACAGCCUCCGCCUCGCCCUGGAGGGCGGCGGCUCCCACAACAGCUUCGGCGUGCCGAGCUCGCUGCCCGUCGACCCGACCUUUGACGUCGCCUUCCUCGACGGCUACGCGCGCAAGAAGUGGGAGGACAUAUUACACUUCGUCGUGAACAGCGUGGGGCUCUCCUCGGCGGCGGACACGGCAGCAGCAGCAUCGUCGGGGCCCAAGGCGUCGGUCAAAGACCUCCUCCUUGCGGGCCGGCUGGUGGAGCGGCGGGCCGGCGCGGGCAGCGGCGUGGCGAUCACGCAGGCCGGGUUCACGUUCCUCCUGCAGGAGGCCAACGCGCAGGUGUGGACGCUCCUGCUCCUCUGGCUCGAGGCCGCCAGCGCGGCGGGCUCGCCCAUGGAUAGCGUCGACAUGCUCUCCUUCCUCUUCACCCUCGCCAGCCUCGAGCUCGGCCGCGCCUACGACACCGACGCCCUCGCCGAGCCCCGCCGCAACAUGCUGCCCUCCCUCGUCGACUUCGGCCUCAUCUACGUGCCCCGCGACACCCCGCGCCAGUACUUCCCCACCCGCCUCGCCACAACCCUCACCAGCUCCGCCUCCGCCCUCCGCAGCGUCAGCUCCGGCUUCGCCGCCGCCACGGCGGGCGCCCCCAGCGACGCGACCAGCCUCGGCAGCGGCGGGGGCGCCGGGCCGCAGCAGGACGACAAGGGCUCCAUCAUAAUCGAGACCAACUACCGGCUCUACGCGUACACGUCCUCCCCCCUGCAGAUCGCCGUGCUGGCCCUCUUCGCGCAGCUCAACAUGCGCUUCGCCGGCAUGGUGACGGGCCGCCUGACGCGCGACAGCAUCCGCCGCGCCAUCGGCUACGGCAUCACGGCCGACCAGAUCAUCAGCUACCUAGCGGCGCACGCGCACGAGCAGAUGGGCCGCGCCGCCGCCACCACCACCGCCUCCUCCUCCACUGGUGGCGGCGGCGCCUCUUCGCGGCCCGUCCUGCCCCCCACGGUCGUCGACCAGAUCCGCCUGUGGCAGCUGGAGAACGAGCGCAUGCGCGCCACGGGCGGCUUCCUGUUCAAGGACUUUGACUCCCCGCAGGAGUACCAGGCCCUCGUGGGCUACGCCGACGAGAUCGGCGUCCUCGUCUGGAGGGGCGACCGCCGGCAGAUGUUCUUCGCCAGCAAGCACGAGCAGCUGAGGGACUACCUCAAGAGCCGGAAGAAGGCCGAGUAGGCUUUGUCGAAGAGGGGUUUUUACGAUAUGUACUGUACGUAAUGGUGGUAUUGCUUGUUGCAUCGCUAGGCGUUUUUAGCAUGGGGCUCCCUUCCUCUUUUCCUUGCAUUUUUUGCUUUUUGCUUCCCUCCCUAUAUAAGAUAGACGGGGUUAUAUCCAGGUGGUAAAAAAAGAGUCGCCUUCUGAGGCUGGACUGGAGGCGUAUCCAGGAAAUGGUCAAAUGGGGAGAGCUAAAUGGGAACAAUAGCUUACUUGCUACUUGAAAAGACCAUCCGAAUAUCUAGAGAACGAGGUAGAAUCCAGCUGAAUCGAUGGCCAUUAAUUAAUCUCAGCGUGCCAUCCCAGAUGAGGCAUAUGGGUAUUUCCCCGGGCCUCCUCUCCUCUCAU